Kogia breviceps (pygmy sperm whale) is the source of this 504-nucleotide messenger RNA. NCBI's taxonomy places the organism in Eukaryota, Metazoa, Chordata, Mammalia, Artiodactyla, Physeteridae. The record is from RefSeq and is a predicted model, not a curated record.
AUGGGCUCCGCCACCAUCGCCGCGAGCUUCCUCCUCUUCCUGGCGUUUCAGCUCCCGGGGCAAACCGGAGCGAACCCCGUGUAUGGCUCUGUGUCCAACGCAGACCUCAUGGAUUUCAAGAACUUGCUGGACCACUUGGAGGACAAGAUGCCUUUAGAAGAUGAGGCUGUGCCCCAACAAGUACUAAGUGAGGGGGUCCCUCUCAGCCCCCUUUCUGAGGUGCCUCCCUGGACCGGAGAGGUCAACCCAGCCCAGAGAGAUGGGGGUGCCCUUGGGCGGGGCCCCUGGGAACCCUCCGAUAGGUCUGCCCUCCUGAAGAGCAAGCUGAGGGCACUGCUCGCUGCCCCUCGGAGCCUGCGGAGGUCCAGCUGCUUCGGGGGCAGGAUGGACAGGAUUGGAGCCCAGAGCGGACUGGGCUGCAACAGCUUCCGGUUCACGUCCCUCGAGGACCCGUCAGAUCCCGAAGGAUCGGAAUUUCCCGGGAUUGACUUUACUAGCUUCUAA